AUGCUCUGCUGGCUACCACAUGCUCCUUCAUACUGUGCUGGGGUACCACAUGCUCCCCUACGCUAUGCUGGGGUACCACAUGCUCCCCUACACUAUGCUGGGGUACCACAUGCUCCCCUACACUAUGCUGGGGUACCACAUACUCCCCUACACUAUGCUGGGGUACCACAUGCUCCCCUACACUAUGCUGGGGUACCACAUGCUCCCCUACGCUAUGCUGGGCUACCACAUGCUCCCCUACGCUAUGCUGGGCUACCACAUGCUCCCCAACACUAUGCUGGGGUACCACAUGCUCCCCUACACUAUGCUGGGGUACCACAUGCUCCCCAACACUAUGCUGGGCUACCACAUGCUCCCCAACACUAUGCUGGGGUACCACAUGCUCCCCUACACUAUGCUGGGGUACCACAUGCUCCCCAACACUAUGCUGGGGUACCACAUGCUCCCCUACACUAUGCUGGGGUACCACAUGCUCCCCUACACUAUGCUGGGGUACCACAUGCUCCCCUACACUAUGCUGGGGUACCACAUGCUCCCCUACACUAUGCUGGGGUACCACAUGCUCCCCUACACUAUGCUGGGGUACCACAUGCUCCCCUACACUAUGCUGGGGUACCACAUGCUCCCCUACACUAUGCUGGGGUACCACAUACUCCCCUACACUAUGCUGGGGUACCACAUGCUCCCCUACACUAUGCUGGGGUACCACAUGCUCCCCAACACUAUGCUGGGCUACCACAUGCUCCCCUACGCUAUGCUGGGCUACCACAUGCUCCUCCACACACUCCGGCUGCUGCUGCUCCAAACAAAACAAACAUGACAAAUGUGUCCAAAUUGGGAACACUGGAUGACGAGGCUCUGUAA
This is a messenger RNA of Procambarus clarkii (red swamp crayfish), 864 nucleotides long. NCBI's taxonomy places the organism in Eukaryota, Metazoa, Arthropoda, Malacostraca, Decapoda, Cambaridae. The record is from RefSeq and is a predicted model, not a curated record.